AUGAUCUGGGAUCUUCGUUCAGCCAAUCAGCGAAUGGUUCUGCUGCAAUGGGACAAGGUGCCCAACUUUUGCCGUAUCUGUCAUAGUGCCGAUCAUUGUAGGGCGGAUUGCCCUGAAUACAAGAAGUGGAUCCAGUGCUACCACUGUGAUGAAUAUGACAGUAAGGCUGUUUCGAAGCCCCGAAAACGGUCUCAGGAGGCAAAGACCGGUGCAUCAUCUGGUAAGAAGAAAGCCGCUCCCAAGGUCUCCAAAACUCCUCCAGUAGCUGCUGGUGCUGGUGCUGGUUCUGGUACUCCUGGUGGUGAUACUGCUGGUGGUGGUUCUCCCGGUGGUGGUGAUUCUGGUGUUGUUCCAGGUAACAAUCAAGGUGAUGGCCAAGGUGAUGGCCAAGGUGUGGUCCACAGUGGUGAACAAGGUGGUGCUGAUAGCCAAACCACUGUUCAAAAGCAAGGUGCUGAUGGGAAUGCCGACAUGGACGAGCUCCCUCUGACUCAAGACUCUGACAAUACCACUGGUACUGGGUCUAAUGAUACUGAAAUGGGGGAAUUUCCUGACAAUCCUACUAGUGCAUCCGAGAAUGGGCUGGAUCACCCAGUGAAGAAGAUAGGUAAAUUUGAUGGUGCGGAUGAUUUUACUUCUGCCAAACAACAGGCUUCAGUUACAGCAGCAGCACAGGGAUAA
Mucor velutinosus is the source of this 681-nucleotide messenger RNA. RefSeq lists its product as uncharacterized. The transcript is spliced from 2 exons. The coding region runs from base 1 to 681 and encodes 226 amino acids. The record is from RefSeq and is a predicted model, not a curated record. Lineage: Eukaryota; Fungi; Mucoromycota; Mucoromycetes; Mucorales; Mucoraceae.